UGUGACGGUGGUUGGCCGAUCAAAGCUUGGCAAUUCUUCGCUAGGGAAGGUGUUGUGACUGGUGGAAACUAUGGUAGACAGGGAUGUUGCCGUCCUUACGAGAUUACUCCGUGUGGGCACCAUGGCAGGGAGCCAUACUACGGAGAAUGCUACGAUGACGCGCAAACUCCAAGAUGCAAGAGAAAGUGCCAGUCGGGCUACAAGACCACAUACAAGAAGGAUAAGCGUUACGGAAGAAAGGCUUAUCAACUGCCAAACUCAGUGAAAGCCAUCCAGAGAGAAAUCAUGAUGCACGGACCGGUCGUCGCUGGAUACACUGUCUACGAAGACUUCUCUUAUUACACAAAAGGAAUCUAUAAGCACACCGCUGGUAGAGAAACAGGUGGCCAUGCCGUGAAGAUAAUUGGAUGGGGCAAGGAAAAGGGAACGCCCUAUUGGAUCAUUGCCAAUUCGUGGCAUGACGACUGGGGAGAGAACGGCUUCUUCCGCAUGAUUCGCGGUAUCAACGAUUGUGGAAUUGAGGAGGAAGUAGCCGCCGGACUUGUCCGAUAA
Ostertagia ostertagi is the source of this 552-nucleotide messenger RNA. NCBI's taxonomy places the organism in Eukaryota, Metazoa, Nematoda, Chromadorea, Rhabditida, Trichostrongylidae. The record is from the annotation of a GenBank genome assembly.